AUGGAAGAUUCUCAGAGUGAGCAACAGCGGAUAAUACGACGCCACCACCACGAGAAGAACGAGCUUCAGGCCCGCAUCCAGGCCAUGAAGAACUCGGUGCCCAAGAGCGACAAGAAGAGAAGAAAGCAGUUGCUCCUAGACGUGGCCCGCCUCAAGGCCGAGUUGGAGCAGAAGCACCAGCAGGAGCUGGAGAAGUUCCAAGAGAGUUUCCCUGAUGACAGCAACCUCGACUCCAUCACGGAAGAUCUCGCCAAGAUGAAUCUUGAGAACCAGCCUCCCUGCCAGUCUAGGGCACAGAGAAGGCGCGAAAAAAGGGCGGCCCUCGAGAGAGAGCGCCAGGAGAGGAUCGCCGAGGCCGAGAUGGAGCACCUGGCCAGCUUCCGCCGCGAGGAGGAGGAGAAGCUCGCCGCCAUCCUAGGGUCCAAGAAUCUGGAGCUGAAGGAUAUCCCGGCCGACGGCCACUGCAUGUAUCGCGCCAUCCAAGACCAGCUGGUGUUCUCCGUGACGGUGGAGAGCCUGCGGAGCCGCACCGCUGAUUACAUGCGCAAGCACGUGGACGACUUCCUGCCCUUCUUCACUGACCCCGACAGCAGCGACUCCUACAGCCGCGAAGAGUUCCUGAGCUACUGCGACGAGAUCGUGCGCAGCCCGUCGUGGGGAGGCCAGCUCGAGCUGAGGGCCCUGUCGCAUGUCCUGCAGACCCCCAUCGAGGUGAUCCAGGCCGAUUCGCCUGCCAUCGUCAUUGGGGGGGAGUACACCAGGAAGCCGCUCACUCUCGUCUACCUGCACUACGCCUGCAACCUCGGCGAGCACUACAACUCGGUGAGGCCCCUGGAGGCCAGCGCCGUCGGGGGCGCGGCCCCGCGGCUCUUCUAG
Messenger RNA from Mirounga angustirostris (Northern elephant seal), 876 nucleotides. RefSeq names its product OTU deubiquitinase 6A (gene OTUD6A). Gene Ontology annotation, molecular function: cysteine-type deubiquitinase activity. Lineage: Eukaryota; Metazoa; Chordata; Mammalia; Carnivora; Phocidae. Bases 1 to 876 code for a protein of 291 amino acids. The transcript has a single exon. Gene Ontology annotation, biological process: protein K27-linked deubiquitination; protein K11-linked deubiquitination; protein K33-linked deubiquitination. The record is from RefSeq and is a predicted model, not a curated record.